This is a messenger RNA of Pecten maximus, 874 nucleotides long. Its product is annotated as AN1-type zinc finger protein 1-like. Lineage: Eukaryota; Metazoa; Mollusca; Bivalvia; Pectinida; Pectinidae. Gene Ontology annotation, cellular component: cytoplasm; cytoplasmic stress granule. Gene Ontology annotation, molecular function: zinc ion binding. Gene Ontology annotation, biological process: cytoplasmic stress granule disassembly. The record is from RefSeq and is a predicted model, not a curated record.
AUUCAGGAUUAGCUUUACUUGUUAUCAAACAAUAUGGCCGAAUUUCCUGACUUGGGAAAACACUGCAGUGUACAGAUUUGUCAACAACUAGAUUUUCUACCCUUUGACUGUGAUGGAUGUGGGAAAACAUUUUGUGGUGAUCACAAGUUUCCAGACAACCAUGAGUGUGACCAGACGAACAAACAAACAGCCACAGGAGACUACAAUGGGGAUAAAAGCUACAGGUGUAUGUUUGAAGGAUGCCAGGGACGGGAAUUAAUGAACGUCACAUGCAUAGAAUGUCAGAAAAACUUCUGUCUAAGUCAUCGUCAUCAGUCUGAUCAUAAUUGAAAAUUAGAAUUGAAAGAAGAUAAAACAAAAACAGCUGAACAUGUCCGUCAAAUCAUUGCUUCAAAAUCAGCAAAACCACCACCUGUACGUUCAAAGGGAGGUAAGUCAAGUAAGACAGCAGCCAAAGUGGCCCUGAUGAAGCUGAAGAUGCAUGCUGUAGGAGACAAGGGGAUCCCUCAGGAUAAUAGGGUCUUCUUCCUAGUCCAUCUUCCCAGAGAGACAAAGCAUAAGUCCAAACCUAUGUUCUUUUCCAAGACUUGGACAAUUGGAAGAGUUAUUGACUGUGUUGCUGAUUUUAGUAAGAUUUCAAACUCUAACAACACAGGCAGUGAAAAGAAGUUAAGAAUGUUCUUGCAUGACUGUGGGGCAUUGCUGGACACAGAAUCCUCCCUGGAGCUCUACUUACAGGAGGAGACCCUGUUUAAUGGCAGCUCGGUUAUCCUGGAGAGUGUCGACUCGAACUGUUCUCAAAUACACAAUUUACAGGACUAUAAGUCUUGACAGCAAAGUAUCAAUAUUAAAGCUGCUUGUUAUCCUUUUGUUA